Orbilia oligospora ATCC 24927 is the source of this 1047-nucleotide messenger RNA. RefSeq lists its product as uncharacterized. Bases 1 to 1047 code for a protein of 348 amino acids. Gene Ontology annotation, molecular function: hydrolase activity. The record is from RefSeq and is a predicted model, not a curated record. NCBI's taxonomy places the organism in Eukaryota, Fungi, Ascomycota, Orbiliomycetes, Orbiliales, Orbiliaceae. The transcript is spliced from 3 exons.
AUGACAUCUUACACAGAAUAUAGUAAAAUCGCUCCUGAGUUUGAGCAGAUGCUUAAACUUAUACCGAGAGACGACUCUGCAAACUAUAGUCUCGAAGAUUACCGUCGAGUCCUAGAUAACUUGGCUACAUUCCCAAACACCCUCUAUUCUGGUCCCAAGGACUGUGAGACCAAUGAUACUGAAAUCCCAAUCCGCGAUGGAACUCUGAUCCCGGUGAGAAUUUAUACACCAAAUGAAGCUGCGAGGGCUGCAGCUGGGAAUCAACUACCCUCUAUCUUAUUUCACUUCCACGGUGGCGGUUGGGUCGGUGGAAACCUCGAAUUCGGCCACCCCCAUUGUCUCUGGUACGCUAGCCAUAACGUUACCGUCAUCAACGUUGGCUAUAGAUUCUGUCCCGAAAAUCCAUAUAACACUCCUCAGGACGAUAGCUAUGGAGUGUACCGCGCCGUUCUUCACGCAGCUGAUAACAAACUGCAGGAUCAACUCAAGAGCUGGGGCAUUCCAGAAUUUGACACUGAGAAGGUCUAUCUGUAUGGUACUUCAGCGGGGGCGCAGAUUGCAAGCGCUUGCGCAAUUAUCGAUAUCGAGAAUAAGCGGACCGGCGUAAUCAAGGGACUCUUCUUGCAUGGACUUCCGGCCGUUGAUGUACAUCUUUUCCCAACAGAAAAGAUUUCGAGCGAUCAAGGAACCAGCAUUGUACAGAAUAAAGAUGCGCCGUUCGUAACUGCUGUCGAUGUAGAUCGAUAUAUCGCAUGGAGGAAUUCACCACCUGAGGCGGAUAAGUAUUUCAGUCCGUUGGUUGCACUAGACGAUGAAUCCCUUAAGCAGUUUCCUAAGGUUUAUCAUGAAGCUUAUGGUAUGGAUGUUUUAAGAGAUGGGCAAUUGUUGUUUGCAGAGAGAAUGAAAGAGCUGGGGGUUGAUACCCGAGUUCAGAUUCAUAGUGGGUAUGGUCAUUGUUUAUUUUCAACUGCAUGGAUGUUAGAGGGGGCGAAGGUAGCCUUGAACCAAUUAGAAGAGGCAAGUCGGUGGAUGGGGGUAUUUAACUAA